Molecule: messenger RNA, 2373 nt
Organism: Carya illinoinensis
Lineage: Eukaryota; Viridiplantae; Streptophyta; Magnoliopsida; Fagales; Juglandaceae
Exons: 3
Coding region: 1-2373 (790 amino acids)
Biological process (GO): DNA integration
Molecular function (GO): nucleic acid binding; zinc ion binding
Source: RefSeq, a predicted model, not a curated record
AUGAGAGCAUUCUUGAAAUCUGUGGAUGAACGAGUAUGGGUUUCCAUCACAAAUGGUUGGACAGAACCAGAGGUUCUUGUUGACGGAGUACGAACUCCCAAAAGUGUAGAAAAUUACUCUAGGGAUGAAAUAAGUGAGUGCGGUUGGAAUAGCAAAGGGCUUAAUGCGAUCUUUAUGGCUAUAUCCCAGGAAGAAUUCAAACGGAUAUCAAUGUGUCAAAAUUGUAAGGAAGCUUGGGAUAUUCUUGAGAUUACCCAUGAAGGGAACAAGGAUAGAAACUCUGAGAAGCACACUAGAACAAAUAGAGAUAAGGGUCAGUCCAGUGUGCAGUGUCAUGAAUGCCAUGGUUUUGGACAUAUUCGCCUGGAAUGUCUAAACUACAAAAAGGCAAAAGAAAGAGCAAAGAUUGCAUCCCUAAGUGAGAGUGAAUCAGAGUCAAGUGAUUCAUUAAGGAACUCUUCCCCAAAAAGAAAUCUGAAUUACAUGGCAUUCACUGUCUCGGUAGAUAGCAAGAGUCAACACAGUGAAAAUGUGUCGGAUGAUGAGAGCAAGUCUGGAAAUGAAUCUGAAUAUGAAGAUGAGCUGCAAGAAGUAGAAAAUGAAGAGCUUCAAGGCAAAUUAACUGAGGCCAUUGUUCUAGCUGAUCAGUUUAAAAUGAAGAAGGUGUUUUUAGAAGAUGAGUUAAAAACUCAUGAAAGUGAAAUAACCUUGCUGAAAGAAAAGCUAAAAUCUUUCUCCAGCGGGAAACAAAAGUUGGAUGAAAUCCUAAGUUUUGGAAAGUCCCCUAGUGACAAGAGUGGACUAGGAUAUGAUGCAGUAAACUCUAAAACUGCAACCACCUCAAAGGUUUCCCACAAAAAGGAGAAGAAGACUGUGUUUGUGUGUGAAUCAGCAGUCAAUGGAAAGACUAACCCAUCUGACAAGGGCAAGAAAUCAUCUCAUGUCCAAAUGGGUGUUCGGUCUCAUGUGAAACCAAAAACUAGAAAUGCAAGACCCAUCUGUCAUCACUGUGGAAAAAUAGGUCAUGUUGUAACGGAGUGUUUUAAGCUGAAAAGAUACAUCGGGUAUGAACAUGCACCUUUUCAAAGCAAAAGUAUGCAUCCUCCAAACAUGGAUAAACGUCUCAUAACUGCUCCUAAGUAUACCUCUUCAUUCAGGAGACAAAGAGAUAGCAAAGAAAACUAUGUGUGUCAUAAUUGUGGUAGGGCUGGCCACAUCCGACCAAAUUGCUAUGAGCUUAGAAAGAAUCACAUGAAAAAUGGAGAUAGACAACCAAGAAGAGGACAUCUGAAUCUUUGGAGUCAAGUCAUGGCCUUAACCAGGCAGAAUGAGAUGCUGAAUGUCAAGUUAGACCAACUGUUAACUACCAAAAAGGGUGGUUCUCCAAAAGUUAGAAAGAUGUGGGUCAGAACUGGAGAAAGAAACACAUGUCAUGUGGCACACAUUGCUCUAAAGACUAGAGACACAUAUGUGUGGUACCUUGACAGCGGAUGCUCACGUCACAUGUCAGGUGAUAGAAGUUUGUUUAAAACUAUUGAGGAAUACAAGUGUGGAACAAUAACUUUUGGAGAUGGUGGAAAAGCUGAUAUAAUUGGAAAAUGUGAAAUUGAUAUACCUGGACUACCCGUCUUGAGGGAAGUACUGUUUGUUGAUGGAUUAAAAACAAAUCUCCUCAGCAUAAGUCAAAUGUGUGACAAUGGUGCUGAGGUUUGCUUUUCAAGAGAAAAAUGCAUUGUUUCAGACAAUGAUGGAAACUGCAUGAUGCAGGGAACGAGGACAUCUGACAAUUGUUAUGGCAUCACUCCUAAUUUUCAAUAUAGUUGCAACAGUGCUAAGAGUGAGGCAACAGACCUGUGGCACCAAAGACUUGGACAUGUGAAUCAUAAAAAUCUGUCCAAGAUUGCCAAGAAAGAUAUGGUGAUAGGGUUGCCUGAGCUAGGUAAAGUGGAGACUCCUGUGUGUGGGUCAUGUCAAUUGGGAAAACAAGUCAGAAUAGCUCACAAGAAAACUACGGCUAUCCUAACUGAACAACCUUUGGAUUUAUUGCACAUAGAUCUUAUGGGACCCUCUAGAACUGAAAGCUUGGGGGGAAAGAGAUACAUACUGGUAAUGGUGGAAGACUUCACCAGAUAUUCAUGGGUUGAAUUUUUGAGAGAGAAAGCUGAAGCUCCUAAUGUGAUUAAAAUCUUGUGCAAGAAGCUUCAAAAUGAGCAAGGAAAGGUAAUAGUCAGAAUUAGGAGUGAUCAUGGAAGAGAAUUUGACAAUUCAAAUCUUGAGAGUUUCUGUGAUGAAGAGGGCAUCAGUCAAGAAUUUUCUGCCCCUAUCACUCCACAGCAAAAUGGAGUGGUCGAAAGAAAGAAUAGGGUGAUUUAA